Molecule: messenger RNA, 3005 nt
Organism: Trichoderma asperellum CBS 433.97
Lineage: Eukaryota; Fungi; Ascomycota; Sordariomycetes; Hypocreales; Hypocreaceae
Source: RefSeq, a predicted model, not a curated record
AUGUCUUUUGGGGCUGGUCCAAUAUCUCUUCCCGGUCGACGUAUCAUUCGUGAGGCUUUUGAAGAGCUUCAGCGGACAGUGUCACCGCCAGAGGCAAAAGACUUCCAAAGCACAACGCUGGAAGACGUCCAAAAAGCGGCACUUGAUAUUGAGAACCAGCUAGCAGCCAGGAAAACGCUCAGGAAUAUGCGCCGCUUGAUGCCUUUAUUCCAAGGCCUGGAACAUUACUCACAGUCAAUUGAAGUGUUGUGCAAUGGCACGCCAUAUCUGCCUUGGAUUUGGGCUCCCAUAAAAUUAAUUCUCACGAUUGCGUCAGACUUUGUUGAAGCUUUUGAGAGAAUUAUCGCUGCGUAUUCACAGAUUGCAGAAUCUUUACCCAGAAUGGAAAUUCUUAGUGAAGCAUUCAGUAAAAGAGUUGAAUUUCAAGAGACUUUAGCCAUUUUCUAUUCAGACAUAUUGACUUUCCACCGCCACGCGUAUCUCUUUGUUCGAAGGAGUAGCUGGAAGAUCUUUUUUCUCACAUCUUGGGGCCGUUUCCAGCGGAGAUUCGACACAAUUCUCGCCGAUAUAAAAGCUCAUGAAGAAUUAAUUGACAAGACAGCUAACGCUGUCAAUAUCUUGGAAGCCUCCAAAAUGAGAGAAAGCCUACGUGAUCAGAGAAAUGAAAAUCUUAAUGACGUUGCGAAACAAGAAGAUGAGGACUCAAUUAAACAAUACCAGGCCAUCGUUGGAUGGUUGAAAAUGGAUGAUACAGACCAACAAAUCAUCUUUGACUCAAUCGCGUCAGAAGCAGAAAAGAACGAAGGGACUUGCGAUUGGAUAUUGAAGCAGCCGACUCUCGUGUCGUGGAUGAGAACUCAGUCGGAAACCCCAUUUGUGUGGCUUCAGGGUAACCCAGGAGCGGGUAAAAGCGUAUUGGCAACGCAAAUUGAUACUUUUCUUCGAACCAGCCAUCAAUCUCUCGUUGUUCGUCAUUUUUGCACCUAUUCAUACGAAUUAUCUACACAAUUUGACCAAAUUCUCCGAUCUCUGCUUCUUCAACUGAUUCGGUCGAAUAAUGACCUAAUAAGCUAUCUCUAUGAAGAACUCGUCUUGGCCAAACAAGUUGUUACAAUCAAGUCGCUCUCUCAACUGGUUCGGACCAUUUGCGAAGCUAUCUCACCUAUACCUUCAAAGAAGAAAUAUGUCCAUAUUAUUCUAGAUGGGUUAGAUGAAUGCGAUACUGAGAAACAAGGGAGAAUAACGAAUUUACUGGAGACGCUCAUAUCUUUUGGAAGCCCAACGAACUCUGGGAUUAUCAAAAUCCUAAUCUCUAGUCGGCCAACACCAUUGUUAUUGAGAAAGUAUCGAAAGCGACCCAGCGUUUCACUAACGGAAGAAAAAAGUAGAAUUGAUGAGGCCAUAAAGAAUUAUGCUAACCAGAAGUUAAGCCUCCUCUCUAAUCGAUUUUUAGAACUUGGCAUUAGUUACGAACGGAUUUUAUCACAGACAAUUGCCAGGCUAGACACGAGAUCAUUGGGACGAACAAAAUCUCUCUUGGGAUGGAUAGCAUUCGCCAGGCGCCCAUUAACACAGACUGAAUGUCGCUCAGCUAUAGCAUUUAGCGAAGGAGUUAUAGAGACUUCGAUAAUGCCACCCCAGUACAUUUUUGAAAUGUGCAUGCCGCUUAUUCAGGAGAAUAAGGAUAGUACUUUCUCAUUCAUUCAUGUCUCUGUCAAAGAGCAUCUUAAAUCGCCCGAGAGUACGAUUGCUUUGAUCGAGGCUGAUGCGAUAUGCGAACAUGGAGUGGCGUCCAUCACUUGCCUACUUGCCGGUUUUCGGAUUUUUGAUACAACAUACGACGCAAGCGACCGAAAUCUGAGAAUCUUAAGAGGUCUUCAUGGUUUUCACAUUUAUGCAACAGAGUACUGGCUUGAAGAUCUACUAUGUAGUAAUGCUGUUGCUGGUGGCAGCAAGACUGCGACUCUUUUGUGCUCAACAGCUAAAGCACUGGCUGACCGCCUAAAUUCAACGAGUCACUCAGCGGGAAUUUCAGUACAGCAAGAGUUAGGUACAUUGGAUGAUCGAUUGAACAUAUUUGCAAAUCAGAAAGCCGUAUAUGACAUGCUACGAUCCGCUCUGAGAGAGAGAUUCGCGAAAGCUAAUUCUGACCAAGCCAAGCACGAGAGUUUUUCUGCUGGUCCUACGCGGCUCGCACCCCGCAAUCUCAAGGACUUGCUAGCAAGCUACCAAGCCAGCAUCAGGUCUCUGCUACUGGUCUCCUCUUUCCCAGGAAUUACGGCCGAGGAGUUGGAGAAAUUUAAACGAGAUUUUCGAACGGCCGCAUUCACUUGUAGUUUUCAAAACUGCCCCUGUGCAAGUAUAGGCUUCACUGAUGAAAAGAAAUUAUCGGAGCACGAACGAAGACACGUGCAACGAAUCAUUUCUUCCUCUCGCGCUCUAAGGGCACACAUGUCAAAAUGCCAUGGUACAGCACAGCGCAUUGCUGAAAUUACUAGAAUAAGCACCCAGAUAAGCGGGGUGACAGAGCAUUUUCAAAGUUCCGACAACACAGACGCGGCAGUACAGAGGCUACGCCACGGGUUUGUCGAAACGGCGCAACAGCAGCAGCAUCAACAACAAGCCUGGGGGUCAAACAGUGCAUUGCAAGAUUAUGAAAGGCAGAAAGUUUUGUUAGAACAACAAAAGGAAAAACGUCGUCUGGCCUUGCUCUAGAGUAUGGAGAAUAGCUCUGUUGACUUGAACGGCCGACGUAAACUUGUUUGACGAAGGGAACUACCUCCCGUUUCAGCCUUUUUCCACCACAUGAAUAAUAACUCUGUUGCUAUGACGACCGAGGGUGACAACGUUGGCGGCUUGGAUCUCCUAGAGUAUAUGACCAUGGAUCCCGUGCAUUUUCCUCGCUUAGAUAGUACGGAGAACAGCGGAGCAGCGAGUUGAAUGAGGGCGGUGACUUACAUACCAUGAGCGACGAAUGUGAUUGUCUUUUUGAGUCAUAGAUUUUA